GGUCUUAUCUCAAGAGUUAUCAGUUGAUGCUGGAUAACAAGAUUAUAUAUAAUGGUGAAUAUUCUCUACAUCACUAGCUGGCUAGGCUUUUAACAAUGACGAUAGACUUGCAUAUUCUGCACAAUAGGAUCUUCAGAAUCACAUCUAGGAUUAAGCUGACUGUAUUUUAAGGUGACAAUAUAGCUUCAGUCAUCAUGGAUACCUCAAGCAUCAAUAUAUAUAAGAACUUGUUAACACUAUCAUUGUCAUUUACGUUGGUCUUUACAGCGUAUGGGUCACUGCAGAAUUUAAUCAGCAGCUUAAACCAAGUUCAAGGCCUUGGAGUGGCAUCUUUAAGUUGUAUAUACGGAGGUUUCAUUCUGUCAUGUUUCUUUGGGCCAACACUUAUUAAACGUCUAGGCUAUAAGUUUGUAUUCGUGACAGGGUGGUUCUGUCAUUGUAUUUUUAUAUCUACUAAUUUUUAUCCUAAAUACUAUACACUGGUACCUAGCAGUAUACUCCUUGGCUUGAUCUCUGGAGCCAUUUGGACAGCCCAGGGUGCGUUUCUAACUAGUCUGGCCACGAAAUACGCAACAAGUAGAUCAAGCGACAAUCCAACUAAAGCUGGCGAAGACAUCAGUCGACAGAUAGCUAAAUUUAUUGGAUUUUUUUAUAUGUUGUUUCAAAGUUCUCAGGUAUGGGGUAAUCUUAUAUCAUCUCUUGUAUUACAAUCUCCGGCUGUAAACUCUAACAAGACAACUGGGAGCACGCAUGUUGCAUGUGGAGCCGCUUUUUGUCCGUAUGAAGUGGAUCAUAACUUAAAUGCUUCUAGGUUUCGGGAAAAUCAUGAAGAACCUGACAAAACUGUAUAUAUCUUACUAGGAACAUAUUUAGGGUGUGAUGUAUUAGGCAUCAUAUUGACCAUUUUGUUUAUGAACAACAUCAAUGAGAGCAAAUGCGACAAAAAGACCGAUUUAGGCGAGAUUAAUGAGACAUCUGUAUUGGCCGCUGAUCAUGACGACAUUGAGAGGACCAACGACAAUCAAAAUGACAACGAGGCUAGAAAACACGCACAAAUUAAAGACUUAGAACUACCAGAAAAUGUUUUACUAAGUUUAUGGAGCACGUUGAAAUUAAUGUGCCAACCAAGCAUCCUUCUUAUAACUCCUUUGUUCAUCUUUUCAGGAGCCGAAGGAGCUUGGCUGUUUGGGGACUUUACUCAGGCGUUCACAACAUGCACACUCGGGGUAUCUACUGUUGGAUAUACAAUGAUUGGAUUUGGUGUAAGUGGCAUUGUGAUUUCGUUUCUUACUAGCAGGUUAGAGAAGUGCAUUCCGAGGUUGGCAAUGUUCAUUGCAGCAUCGAUCUUGAACAUUGGUGUCCUGUUAACAGUUCACUUCUGGCAUCCACAGUCUGAGACUAUGUGGAUGUUCUUCCUCGUCCCGGUUCUAUGGGGAGCGUCUGACACAAUCUGGUUAACGCAGAUUAGUUCACAUAUAGGAAUCAAUUUUUCGGCAAACAAGGAAGACGUAUUCGCAAUUUGGAGACUUUGGCAAGCAUUUGGACAAAUGAUUUCGUUUGCCGUCAGCCACUACGUCUGCAUGAAUACAAAACUGUAUACUCUGAUGUCAAUGGUGGUUCUGAGUAUGGUACUGUUUAUCAUUGACAACAUCAAAAACAAGAAGGUAGCAUCGAGGGGGGCAUGAUGUGAUAUCAAUAUGGAGAAUUACUACGGGGACUUCAAUGCGCGUUAAAAGUGAUACUGGCUGAUAUUGUUACCAUUUGGGAAUUCCAAAAUGGCAUGCACAGGAUACUUGGACCAGUUGAUUUUUUUCACAAGAUAGAGGAAAAUAACAUUGCAACUGGU
This is a messenger RNA of Owenia fusiformis, 1846 nucleotides long. The record is from the annotation of a GenBank genome assembly. Lineage: Eukaryota; Metazoa; Annelida; Polychaeta; Sabellida; Oweniidae.